AUGGGUCAUUCUGAAGGCCCAUCAUCAGCGGAACUCCAUGGAGAGGCUCUGGAAUCCCUCCCUCAUAUAAAGGAUCUAUUUCUAGAAGCGGUUCAACAAAACCCCGACAUUGAAGCAGUCGUUUCUCUACAUCAGAGCCCGCUAAAUCUCGCUGGAAUUGAUGAAGGGCACGAAGGCGCGCUACGGUGGACCUAUUCUCAUCUCUACCGAGGAGCAAAGCACCUAGCCUCCCGAUUUGAGGCAUCUGGAGUACUCAGAGGAAGCUCGAUAGCAUUCUUCUGCGAGAAUCGUGCCGAAUGGGUUCUUUUAUGCUGGACUUCGGUUCUCCUAGGAUGUCCAUUUGCCCCUCUAGAUCCUCGUCUUGCUAACAACGAGGAGGAGGUUAGUUACGUUCUCGGACAGAUAUCGCCUAGUGUUAUUGUGACAGUAGGCGAAAAGAUCCAGUCAUUGCUUCAGACCAAUGCGCAUCUCGCCCUCAAAAAAGCAUGCUUGCUAUUGUCGCUGGAAAGGCAGGAGGUCCCAGCAGAGCAUAAUUUUCUCCCCUGGGUUUCUUUACAAGAUCUCUGGGCAAAUGCACGGCAGCCUAAUCAUCAUUGGACCGGAAGUGUAUUUGAGGACACCACGGUAAUCGGGUUCACAAGUGGAACAACGUCGCAUCCAAAGGCCUGCCCACAGUCCAGCGUUAACCUCAUGACUUCCGCCGUCGCAGUUCGUCAUCUGCGCAAAAUUGUAAUCAAGGACCGUCUUCUACAGCAUCUUCCUGGUUUCGCUGCUAUGGCUGUCCUCAUCUCCUUAACAUUUGGUAUAUCGGGCGCCACCAUAGUUUACCCCUCUCCAUCAUUCAGCGCUUCGGCUUCACUAGACGCCAUUGAGACUGAAAAAUGCACCUACACUUUCGCGGCUCCAGCAAUCGUCAAAGCUUUAGCCAUGCAUCCCAGUAUAUCCAAAAGGUCCCUUGGUUCGCUUCAUAUCGUCGAACUGGGGGGAGCCCCAAUCUAUCCAGAGAUUUUAGAGCUAGCCACGUCGAGGCAGGGCUUGAAUUGCGAGAGAGUGGGUUGUGGGUGGGGAAUGACAGAGAGCCCCGCUCCACUUCUUGCUCAGCCUUGGGAAAGGCACAUCCCAUUGCCUACGGACUCUAUCCCAGUGGGCAAACCCAUUCCGGGUACUCGAGCAAAGAUUUGUGCCCUAGACUCAAAGAUACCAUUGGAAAGAGGAUGUGAAGGCGAACUGCAUGUUGGCGGACCUCAGGUUGUGAGAGGGUAUUUGAACACUAGUAAUGAAUCGAUUUACGUAGAAAAUGGGGUACGGUGGAUCAAGACUGGAGAUAUGGCUCGCAUUGACGACAAUGGCAAUAUUCAUAUUAUUGGCCGAUAUAAAGACAUCAUCAUCCGAGGUGGGCAAAACAUAUCGCCGGCUAAAAUUGAGAGAUGUCUCGACAAAAUUCAUGGAGUCGAAGCGCAAGUGGUAGGCCUCUCCGACGAUCUCGCUGGAGAAGUACCCAUCGCAGUACUGAAAUUUUCGGACGAAGAAGACCCAGAUCCCAAUAUUACUCUACAGCAGCUUCGAAACAUCGCUCUCAAGGAACUCGGGCCUUCAGAGACACCGCACGCUUACGUCACGUUGAAUGAGCUUGGGCUGGAGUCCUUUCCUUCUACUCUUUCUGGGAAGAUACGGAAAAGCAGUCUGGCUAAAGCUGUGGCUGAUCAUUUCAGCGAGAUGGAUAAUCGUACUAAUAUAGCUUACAACAGAGUAACGACAAGUGAUAUUCUACUAGAAUUGUGGUCCAAGGUUUCGGGAGUGGCAGCCAAAACAAUCGAUGUGAAGAUAUCGGUGUUCACAUUCGUAGAUAGCAUCACCGUCAUGCGUUUCUCCACCUUGGUAAAGAAGCAGCUUCAGAAGGAAUUGUCUGUCGACGACGUCAUUUCUCACCCUAGCAUUCAGGGGCAAGCAAUUCUUCUCGACACUCGCCCAAUUCAACACACAACCGGAUCACUCAAUGGUCGUCAAGGACCCCCGGAAGCAAAUGAUAUGGCACACUGCCAAGAUGAUCCAGAGAAGGCCUCCCUCACUAAGAACCUUGCCAGCCCUUUCCUGAAAAAACUCGGGCUAUCUUGGACCGAUGUUGAAGAUGUUUUCCCCGCUCCGGAUACAAGUUUCAUAUACUUGAACCGGCAGCGACCACAGACGUGGAAUCAGCGAGUUAUCUACCUUGCUCCUAUUACCGCUGUACAAACUCUCACCAAAGCCUGGCAAGAUAUUUUAAUCCACCACCCCAUGUUCCGAACUCUAGCGAUACCCACGAACCCAGAGCCAAGCCUCUGUGGCUUGAAACAUCUCUUCAUCGUCCUCCGUCCAAGCAGUGCAUUCUGGAGCUGCUCAACCACCACAGGACUAGAAGUUAACAGUCCAGAGGACCUCCGUACCGCGUAUCUCAACGAAUGGUCUGACACUCUCAAUGGCCCCCUCAUCCGGAUAGCCUUCGUCAAAAUCAAAAGCACAACUUCCUCAGCCUUCAUUCUAGUUGGUAACCACGCAGCCUACGACAACCUUUCCAUGGACAUGCUUCUUGAAGAUCUAAAGACAGCAUUAGCCCACAAUCUAACCCUCGAUAACAUCCUCCAGGCUCCAGGCCACAUCCCCUUCAAGCAAUUCGCGGACACGUAUUUCUACUACCGCUCUGCUCGCCCGGCAAUCGAAGCAGCAACAUGGCACGCGACUAGGCUCUGCGGUCUCGCCUCGCAGACAGCAAGUCUAUGGCCCACGUCCCGUGCUCCGGGAUUCUUCAAAGGCAGUGAUACCGGCUGGACAUAUGGAGAUGGAAAACCAGGCGACCCAGCUCUCCGCACGCCCUUGGAUCGGCCUGGAGACCAGCACGGCCUCGAUGGCUUGACUCGUACAGCCCGCGUUAAGACUCUGCGGGAUAUGCAGACAGAGUACGGUAUCCAGCCGCAUAUCAUUCUUAAAGUUGCUGUGGCGUUGUUCAACAUGUCACAAACGUGUACUUCCACCGCGGUGUUUGCGAACGUUGAAGCAGGACGGAAGUGGCCGGCUAGCUCUCCCCCUCCCACUCCCGGAAAAGAACUCGCAAAUCCGUUGGAUAUCGCGGGCCCGAUGUUCCAAGUCGUUCUUAAUAGAAUCACUUUGAACGGCAAGGAAAGCGUUAUAGGCCUGCUGAAUCGCGUGCAAUCAGAACAACGCCUUCUAACGCAACAUUCUCAAGCCCCGUUAUUCCUCAUACAUGAACUCCUCGGUGAAAGGGAUGCAGAGACCAUGAAUGACGCUCUCUCGAGACAAGGCUACAAUUGGGCCCCCGGGAUCCAAUCUUCCUCGCACAACCGCAGAAGCUUUUUAGAGGGAAAAGCUAACGGAGAUAGUGACUACGAAAUCUUAGUCAAAUUCAAUAGACGCGCCUACGACGACAUCGGGCUAGCCUGGACAUGUGGGUUGCUAGGCCCAGAGACAUUGUAUGUCAAUGGGAGCUAUGAUGACUGCCAGUUAAGCAAGAAAGAGGUGUUUGAUGCGGUGGGCAAAGUGUUGAGUGCGGGUGUGUGGUUGGCGGAUCCGAGAAACGCGGAGAAGGGUGUGGGUGAGUGCUGCUUUGAGGGAAACGGUAUGGAGAUCAGUGGAUUAGUUAAGAGUCUUGAGUAG
Messenger RNA from Lindgomyces ingoldianus, 3648 nucleotides. Its product is annotated as acetyl-CoA synthetase-like protein. Gene Ontology annotation, molecular function: phosphopantetheine binding. Bases 1 to 3648 code for a protein of 1215 amino acids. Gene Ontology annotation, biological process: amino acid activation for nonribosomal peptide biosynthetic process; secondary metabolite biosynthetic process. NCBI's taxonomy places the organism in Eukaryota, Fungi, Ascomycota, Dothideomycetes, Pleosporales, Lindgomycetaceae. Gene Ontology annotation, cellular component: cytoplasm. The record is from RefSeq and is a predicted model, not a curated record. The transcript has a single exon.